Molecule: messenger RNA, 945 nt
Organism: Verticillium alfalfae VaMs.102
Lineage: Eukaryota; Fungi; Ascomycota; Sordariomycetes; Glomerellales; Plectosphaerellaceae
Exons: 1
Coding region: 1-945 (314 amino acids)
Source: RefSeq, a predicted model, not a curated record
AUGACUUCCGCUUUCCUCGUAGUUGGUGCCACGGGCAACACAGGUAAAGCCGUUGUUGCUACCCUGUCGGAACUCGUCAAGGCCAGUCCCACCUUCUCGAACCACAAGAUUCUGGCCAUUACAAGAUCCGCAAGCGGCGCCGCAGCACAGAAACUCGCUGGUCUGCCUGGCGUCCAAGUUAUCGAGUACAGCUGGGUGGACAUCACGGCGGACUGGCUUCGACAGCACAAUGUCGUGAGGGCCUUCAUCGCAGCCCACAAUGAGCCGACUCAGUUCGCCGAGGAGUCUACCUUCCACCUAGCCGCACUGAAAGGAGGCGUCGAGUACGUCGUGCGCAUCUCGACGACGGCGGCGAACGUGCGUCCUGAUUCCGAGGCCUACUACCCGAGGGCCCACUGGGCCAUCGAGGCGAUGCUCAGCUCGCCCGAGUUCAAGCGCCUGCAAUGGACGUCACUUCAGCCAAACGUUUUCACGUCCUACUACCUGCAAACAGCGGCAACUCUCGUCAACGAGUUCCGCAAGACCGGAAAGCAAAGCCCUUUGAGGCUGAUCGCGGCGGAAGACGCACCCGUCGGCAUCGUUCAUGCGGACGACGUCGGAGAGUUCGCCGCGCGGCUGCUCGUCGAGGAAGAUGUGGCGCCGCACAACGGGGCCAAGUACGUCUUGAACGGUCCAGAGGACAUCACUGGGCGGCAAAUCGUGGCGCUCGUGGAGCAGGAGAUUGGUACCAAGGUCGAAGAAGUCCACUACAAGGACAUGUCGUUUAUCGACUACCUCGUGGAACAUAGCCCUGGGCCCAAAGCUCUUACUGAGUCGAUAAAGCAUGCUGGCGUCAAAGCUUGGGAAGGUGAAUGUACGGCAUCGACAACCAGUGAGGAGGUCCUCCGUCUGGCAGCACCGAAGACGGCGCCUGCGGCCUUUUUCAAGACCUUGUUGCAGUACUAG